AUGGCGCCUUCUGAACAAACUACCUGUUCGCCCGCCUUUAUUUCUAACCUCAAUGAACGGGAAACAUGGAUAAUCACUCUGCUGUAUUGUACAUAUGCCUUACCGACCGUGGCUUUGGGGAAUUCAAUAAACACAAGACAUCUCUGGUUAUCAGGGACUCCAACACAAAUGUCUUUCCAACAUAUUUCAGGUGUACUUAACUUAGAGACAACUGCCAAACUCAAUCGUUCUCAAAACAGUUAUGCAUUGGGGCCAAAUGCUUUACGAAGCAAAUAUGCACCUGCUUUCAGCAACCAAAACACACAACUGACAACAUUAUUAUUAAUAGCCAACUGGGCAAAAAGAAACAUAAGAUUUAGACACGAUGACUGCAAAAAGCAUAAAAACAUUAGCACCAUACUGGGCUCAUCGGGUCAUUUUUCUAAAAGGAAUGAAACUUCAGUAACAAGAGAAACAUACCAGAAACGAAUAGUGAGACCUUAUGAUAAAAAAGUGUUUGUAUACGGCAAGGAUGACAGGCUCCGGAUAUACCCAUCUUUGUUACGGAAAUUUCCAUAUUCCAAUAUCGUCAGACUUUCAACUGGGUGCACGGGGACUCUGGUUACACCGCAGCAUGUUUUGACUGCUGCUCAUUGUCUACACACGGGCUUCCGUUUCCGAAACAAUCUGGAAAUGCUGAAGGUGGAGGUACCAGACAGUAUGGGCGUACGCGCAUACUACAUAGAGAAGAUUGGAAUUCCGGGCAGAUGGCUGCACUCAAGAAACAAUCAAGAACAUCAGGCGUCCUGGGACUAUGCAGUUGUUAAACUCAGCUUCGGAAUCCAUGGUCGAUCGCAGUUUUUCCCUCUGGCAGUACCAACUGCGGGUGUGCUAAACGAAAACCUGCAAUUCCUAGGCUUUCCUAACAAUAAAGAUGAUCUGUGGCUGUCUAUCUGCCCUGCCAAAUGCGACUCGGCAGUUGGCAACUCUGGAGCUGCAGUUCUUUCAGAUGAUUCUCGGGAAGGGAAAAAGAUUAUCGGAAUCUUGUCUAGCACUAUGCCGGUAGGACGUAUGCCAUAUUAUACUCAAGUCAGCAUCAUCACUGCCCUGACAUGGGCGAAACUGUACGACAUUUGCUCCGAAAUUGGUGAAAUUGGCGUUCAACAUAGAGUUUGUCCGCCCUUGGAAACGGUACAUAGGCUAAGAAGGUUUCGCAACAUUAACAAUGUCAUCCCAUUUUUUGGUUAA
Candidula unifasciata is the source of this 1227-nucleotide messenger RNA. NCBI's taxonomy places the organism in Eukaryota, Metazoa, Mollusca, Gastropoda, Stylommatophora, Geomitridae. The record is from the annotation of a GenBank genome assembly.